Cloeon dipterum is the source of this 2237-nucleotide messenger RNA. RefSeq lists its product as uncharacterized. Lineage: Eukaryota; Metazoa; Arthropoda; Insecta; Ephemeroptera; Baetidae. Bases 157 to 1731 code for a protein of 524 amino acids. The record is from RefSeq and is a predicted model, not a curated record. The transcript is spliced from 12 exons.
AAUUUAGCAAGCAGUGGAUACCUUGAGCGCUCAUGUUUGCUGUAUGAGCAGAGCAGGGACUUAAAGUUUGGCGGGGACCGGCCACCACUCGCAACGUGCUAUAAAAGCAAGGCUUACCUGUAGCUCGCGGUCAAAGACGCCAGAUCAGAGACAGAGAUGCAGUGCUGCAAACAAAUGCUCGCACUCACCACGGUGCUAGUGGUGCUGCUGCCCAACAGCCUUGCCAGGAAAUUGCCCACUGGACUGAAAGGCUGCUCGAGAAACGAUCCUGACCUGAAUGACUGCCUGCUGAAUAGUGCUAAUGCUGCUGUCCCCUUCAUGAGCAAAGGAAUUCCAUCGUACGGGAUCUUGCCUAUGGACCCGAUGCGUAUCGAAGAAAUGGGAAUCGAUGACAAAGGCUCCAACAAGCCGGUGGCAAUCAAUCUGAUCAUGAAGAACGUCGACUUGGUUGGCCUGCGAAAUGUUAAAGUGAACAAAAUUGCAUUCAGCCCUGAUAGUGACAAAGUUUCGUGGACAUGCACCACACCAUAUUUGUCUCUGCUUGGAACAUACGACGUGUCAGGGAAGAUCCUGAUCCUUCCCAUCCACGGCAAAGGAUCCAUUAACAUCACAAUGGAAAAUGUUGAAUACACCUACAAGUUUGACGUGGAAAAAUUCUCGAAAGGCUCUAAAACUGGAUUGAAGCCAAAAAACCACGAACUGGACUUCAAUACCACGAGGAUUAGAAUGAAUUUGGAGAAUCUUUUCAACGGCCAGAAGGAACUGAGUGAUCAAAUGAACGUUUUCCUGAACGAGAACUGGAAGGAGUUGGUCGGUGAAUUGGGCUCGCCGAUUGCAGAGGCUUUGAGCGCUGCUACAAACCACCGCGUUGAGGCAAUCAUGCGGCACGUGACCCUCGAAGAAAUGUUCCCUGAAAACUAUGCUGCCGCUUUUCUCAGAGCAACCAUGAAGCCAGUGAGGACUGUUUCGGUCUUGCUGCUUGCUCUGCUACAGCUCGCUGCUGCUGCUAGGGUUUACAAAAAGCUACCACAACAAUUGAAGCCAUGCUCAAGGAACCUUCCUCAGCCCAAACUGGAGGCGUGCAUUUUGCAGUACGGAAAAGCCGCAAUUCCUCACCUGGCCGAAGGUAUUCCUAGCUACAACCUUUUGCCAUUGGAUCCCCUUCACAUUCCGGAAUUACGAGUUGACGACAAUGGCAGUACAAGAACCAUUAAUUUGAAACUGACCAUGAAGAAUGUGGACAUCAUCGGGCUAAAAAAUACUCAAUUUACUGCAGUGAAGAAUGACCUGACGAGUGGUGAGGUCGAGUGGAAAUUCUUCAUCCCACAAAUCUCACUUUUGGGCCAGUACAACGUGACCGGUCGCGUGCUGUUGCUGCCGCUGCGAGGCCACGGAGAUAUGAACAUAACGCUUGAUAAUUUGGAAGUGAUCUACUCUUUUAAGAUGAGAUUUUUGCCACCGAACAAAGAUAACGUGGUAUUCCUCAGACCAGAGGGAAACACAUUGGACUUCGAAACGUCAAAAACGUACAUUAACCUGGAGAACCUUUUCGAAGGUCAAAAAGCUCUCAGCGACCAGAUGAACGUUUUCCUGAAUGAGAACUGGCGCGACUUGGUGUCUGACCUUGGGCCGCCAAUUGCAGAGGCUCUGAGCACCGCCACCAACCAGCUGAUGCUUACACUGACAAAGCAGGUUCCUUACGACGAAAUCUUUCCAGACACGCCUGUCUGAGGCCGUCAACACUGCCCAUUUAGGAUUUAAAACUAUAACGUCGUCGCCAGAGUUGAGCAUUUAGUAAAUUUAUGAUGUACAAAGUACUGUUUUUGCAUGUAAAAAGUAGAGGCAAAAAAGUGUUUUCUGCAAAAUUCUUAUUGCAGAAGGAAAUAUUUUAAUAUUUUUUUCGCAACUGUAAAAACGUCAUGUGCAAUAGAUAAAACCGACAAAACAUUUUUUAGCACAAGUUUCGAUGCUGAUUCUCAUGAAAUACUGGUUUAAUUUUCCGGUUUUUUCAUUCGAAGGAUAAAGUAAAAAUAGAUUAAAACGAUCUCGCCUAGAAGCGUGAUAGAGGGUAAAGAUAAUAAAGUGACAAAAAUCUUUCCUUUUGUAGCAACUAUUUUCCUUUUAUUUACAUGGUAGAAACACAAGCGUCACAACCACUAUGUCACUGACUCGGAUCUUCCUUUUUAUUAAUUAGCGUUUCAACACCAAAAAUGUUUUAAUAAAAACACUAAAUGAUA